This is a messenger RNA of Cooperia oncophora, 726 nucleotides long. The record is from the annotation of a GenBank genome assembly. Lineage: Eukaryota; Metazoa; Nematoda; Chromadorea; Rhabditida; Trichostrongylidae.
UUGCCAUUAAAUUGUUUAGAUAAUCUAGCAGUUAUUCAGAAAGGACUUCUUAAAGCCGUAACUCGAACAUGUUUUCAUCCGGGCGCAAGUACACUGGUUCCGCUUCAGGCGAAGACCGAAUUGAGCGGUUGGCAGCUUGUACGGCGGCUUUUGCGGUAUGUUUGGCCAAAGGGUAACAGGGCAAUAAAGUCAAGGGUUCUUGUUGCACUGUGUCUACUAGUCGGUGCUAAGCUUGCAAACGUGUCAGUACCUUUUCUAUAUCGAGACAUCGUCAACUGUUAUAAUGAAAAAGCACCUACUUUCAUACAACUCACAUUUGACUCAGUUCCUAACGCUAUCUUCACAGUCGGAGUAUGUAUAAUUAUUGCGUAUGGUCUGGCUCGAGCGUCUUCUGCACUGAUGAACGAACUGCGAAAUGCCGUUUUUGCAAAGGUUGCGCACCAUUCAGUUCGAAGCAUCGCAAGGAACAUAUUUCUUCAUCUACACUCCCUCGAUCUUUCAUUCCACCUUAAUCGACAAACUGGAGCACUUUCGAAGGCCAUAGAUCGUGGUACGAGAGGAAUGAGCUUUGUUCUCUCCUCUUUGGUGUUUAACAUUGUUCCUACUGCUGUUGAGAUCGGAAUGGUGUCUGCAAUUUUCUGUGGCACACUGGGAUCCGAGUUUGCCUAUAUGACUAUGGGUAGUAUCGGAAUGUACACCAUUGCAACACUGGGAAUUACUCGGUAA